UAGAGAGCUGCAAAGUGGCAGGCAAAGCAGGUGUUUGGGAAGCAGUUACCCGGGCAACAGAAACAGGGCGUUCCAGAGGUGGUUGCUAUGGGGAACUGGAUGCUGACGAAGGCUUGUGAGGCUGAGAAGACAAAUUGCCCUCAUCAUUAUCUCCAGGCUUGUCAAUCAUACAUAUUUGCCUAUUUACCUCUGAGAGGGAGAGUGCACUAGGAGCAAAGAGAAAAACCAGAAAGUGUGCUCAAGAGAGGAGAGGUGUUCGCGUAGAACUUCACGCCAGGGGAGGCAGUCACCAAUCCAGGAUGGCAACCAUCACCUGCAACCGGUUCACAGAAGAAUUUCAGCUCUUUGAAGAGCUAGGAAAAGGAGCUUUCUCAAUUGUCAGGAGGUGUGUGAAGGUGUUAUCAGGACAAGAGUAUGCUGCCAAGAUAAUAAACACCAAGAAACUCUCAGCUCGAGAUCACCAGAAGCUGGAACGUGAGGCUCGGAUCUGCCGUCUCCUGAAGCACCCAAAUAUAGUGAGACUCCAUGACAGCAUAUCAGAAGAGGCACACCACUAUCUGAUAUUUGACCUGGUCACAGGUGGAGAGUUGUUUGAGGAUAUUGUAGCCAGAGAAUACUACAGUGAAGCAGAUGCCAGCCACUGCAUCCAGCAGAUCCUGGAAGCUGUCUUGCAUUGCCAUCAGAUGGGUGUAGUGCAUCGGGACUUAAAGCCGGAGAACCUUCUAUUGGCAUCCAAACUGAAAGGAGCUGCUGUUAAAUUGGCUGACUUUGGCCUUGCUAUUGAAGUGGAAGGAGAGCAGCAGGCUUGGUUUGGUUUUGCAGGCACUCCAGGUUACCUUUCCCCAGAAGUCCUCCGAAAAGACCCUUAUGGCAAAGCUGUGGACUUGUGGGCAUGUGGAGUUAUUCUCUAUAUUCUACUGGUUGGCUAUCCACCUUUCUGGGAUGAAGAUCAACACAGACUAUACCAGCAGAUCAAAGCUGGAGCCUAUGACUUUCCUUCCCCUGAGUGGGACACUGUCACUCCUGAAGCAAAAGAUCUCAUCAAUAAAAUGUUGACAAUCAACCCAUCCAAACGUAUCACAGCAGCAGAAGCUCUAAAGCACCCCUGGAUAUCACACCGUUCCACUGUGGCUUCAUGCAUGCACAGACAGGAGACCGUGGAUUGCCUGAAGAAGUUCAAUGCCAGAAGGAAGCUAAAGGGUGCGAUCCUCACUACCAUGCUAGCAACCCGCAAUUUUUCUGGAGGGAAAAGUGGUGGUAACAAGAAGAAUGAUGGUGUGAAGAAAAGAAAGUCCAGUUCCAGCGUUCAAUUAAUGGAAUCAUCAGAGAGCACAAAUACUACCAUUGAAGAUGAAGACACCAAAGUACGAAAACAGGAGAUCAUUAAGGUGACAGAGCAGCUGAUUGAAGCAAUAAGCAAUGGGGAUUUUGAGUCCUACACAAAGAUGUGUGACCCUGGGAUGACUGCUUUUGAACCAGAAGCUCUAGGGAACCUGGUGGAAGGGCUGGAGUUCCAUCGCUUUUAUUUUGAGAACUUGUGGUCCAGAAACAGCAAACCUGUGCACACUACCAUCUUGAACCCACAUAUCCACUUAAUGGGAGAUGAGUCUGCCUGCAUUGCUUAUAUCCGCAUCACACAGUAUGUUGACACAAGUGGAAUCCCUCGUACUGCACAGUCUGAGGAAACUCGUAUCUGGCACCGCCGGGAUGGCAAAUGGCAAAUCGUUCACUUCCACAGAUCUGGAGCACCGUCUGUUUUACCACACUGAAGAAUUGGCCGCUCAGGCCAAGUUUCUCACUGCCUCACUACUAAGGGAAGACCCCUGCUAUCAUUUGUCUAGGGAACUUGGCUGCUGUCUCUACUGCUUGGUUCUUGCUGGAAUUCCUUUCACCCAGAGCUCCUCACAAAUAAUCCAAUGAGAAUUUCAUGGACUUUUCUCUUUCCAUUUCACACACUCCAUGUUUGCUGCUUUGUGCCAGUCUAGUACAAUAGGGCAUCUGCCAGGCGCACAACUGCAUGAAACUCCUUUCUGUGGAAAGGAAGAAACCCAUGAGGAAUAGCCUGAGGGUAUAGCUUUCCACCAAUACUGGCCCUAGACCUCAUGGAUCCACAUUCAUUAAAUAUUGUCACAAUUAACUGUGAUUCUCACAGGGAUAGGCUGGACUUGUAUUUCCGUCUUGCCAUUUCCAGCAAGUCUUUAAGGAAGUGACAGAAAGGGGAGCAUGCAGAGAAGAUGGAAGCAACCAUCUGCCAGUGUAGAUUUGUCAGCCACUUCCUUUCACUGGUAGAUUUAUACCUAAUGCAGAUGUUCUUGCUCUAUAAUGUUAUCUUGGUCAGUACUUUGUUACACCAGUGUAAUCAGAGAUUUUUUGUAGCAUAGAGCUAAAAUCUGAUAACUAUUAGCUUAAACCCCUGAUAAACUGCCUAGGAUGAAUAUGAUUUUAUUCCAAGUGAUCAGUAAAAACAUACUUCAUUUCCCUUCCUAGAGAAGUAAAGAGUGUUUUUGUGAUUUCCCCAUAGAAUUUCAUGACAAUUUCAAUGGUUUGGGAUGCUGAUCCCUUUUUCUCUUCUGUUGGAUUUAUUUAAGUGAAAGGAAACCAGUACUGUUUCAUUAGCAUGCUAAUGUGUCUAAGAGCAAAUACAUGAAGUAAUAGAUGAAAGAUCCAGUAGGCCAGAGUUCCCAUGAUUUCUAAGCAUGUGGCAGUUAUUUUAUAGCAUGAUGAGGCAGUUUCUGACACAAUGCAAGAUACCAGAGGCACUUUCUUGGAAACAGCCUCUAAAAUGCAGACUGGCUUCACCUUGUAUUAAAUUCAACUUUCUUUCUUUGAACUGGCCUUUUAUCCCCUUGUCUAUAACUUUUCACCUACAUGCUUUCCUUCUGCCCCUCCAAGAUUUAGGUUCAUCAUGAAGUAAAGCUAAAAAAUAAAUUUAAGCUUGAACUCCCCUCCCAUUCCCUACAUAAACAUAUUCAAAUUUCCAAUGUCGAAGAUAUUGGCACUAUGGAAACAGAGCUGCCCUUUCAAUUUGAAAUACAAACAGAGGCCAACACUUUCCAGCAAAGACAGAAUGCAAGCUUUAUUAAUGACACUUUGAGGUGUUUUGAUUAUGCUUUUAACAAACAAAAUGAAAUCUUUCACUAUCUCUUGUACUUUGAGUGCAUGCGUUUUUAUAGGAAAAACAAAACCCUUCCGUGUAAUUUCGUAAAUGGAUUUUGAGUAUUUGCUGAAAUUGAUCUUUAUGUAAUACCUAGAAAUAUCAACUGUUUUGGGGAUUGUGGUUGAUUUUUAAUGAAGUUGGGGUGGGGCGGGUCUUAAUAUGUUAUUGUUUACAUUUGGAGUUGACUUUGUGACAAAUUGUUAUUGAAAGUGCAAGAGUGUAUGAGAAACUAGAGGCAGAGGAAAGAUUUCUGAUGUGCAUUUUGGGUGAUCCUCAGAGGACAGCGCUACACCAUAACAGGACUCCUUGUGGUGCAGUUUCCUUGUGCCAUGAAAGGUAUGAAUAUCAAAACUAGACAUUCUAAAGAAAGUUAAGGGAAAGUGAAGAUAUUUCUCAACUGAGAUCAAAGGACAGAAUCUGCUUUAAAAGAACACCAAUGUCAGCUGAAAGGAACACAGGAAAGGGUCAUUCUCAAACCUGAGUAUUUUUAUGGAUGAUAAUCUGAUACCUACUCUGUCUCUGAUGUCGCUGCUGUAUCAUUUUGAUGACAUAUGGAGGGCUGAAAGAUUUAUCUUUUUGGCAUCACCUUCUUGCCUUCCAGUAGGAGUAUGAGAAGUGUGAUGGCUAUUGUUUUUGGCAGUCUUUCUGUUUCUUAUUCCUUUUGUUUUUUUACCAAUUUUAGCAGUCUUUACUCUUUGAUGUGAGAUUAACUACAGUGCACUUCGACUACCAGAGGAACUUAUAAAUGGCACUUUCUUCAUUUGCAUGAUAUUUAACUUUAUUAACUAUAUGUACUUCAAAGCAAACAAAAAUGCUUGCCUGGGGACAAUAACAACAAAAAGGGAUAUACUCUGUAUAAAUUCUGAUUGGUGUAA
Molecule: messenger RNA, 4032 nt
Organism: Heteronotia binoei (common prickly gecko)
Lineage: Eukaryota; Metazoa; Chordata; Lepidosauria; Squamata; Gekkonidae
Gene: CAMK2A
Product: calcium/calmodulin dependent protein kinase II alpha
Exons: 19
Coding region: 300-1769 (489 amino acids)
Biological process (GO): protein phosphorylation
Cellular component (GO): neuron projection; cytoplasm
Molecular function (GO): calmodulin binding; ATP binding; calcium/calmodulin-dependent protein kinase activity
Source: RefSeq, a predicted model, not a curated record